AUGGCGAUCGAGAACACCUCCGAUCUGGAGCCGCACCAGAAGCCUUCGAUACAGGUCACGAAACGCAGCGACCGGAGCGCCUUGAUGCUCAUACUACACACCAUUCUCAAGCCCCUUGGUCCAAAGCUCAUCAAGCCGCCUAAACACCCUUUCCCAGCUGGAUCGCCUCAACUAGAUCCGCAUAAGAAGGCGAAGAAGCGAUGCGAUGUUUCGGAGCGCAAAGUCGAAGACAUAUACCUAUAUGACGUGCGGCCGAAGGGAAGCGUAUCAGAGAAGAAACCAGUCAAGAGAAUAUACUACUUUUCAGGCGGAGGAUGGCAGUCUCCUGCUGCAUCGGAGCACUGGUCAUUCGUUGCCGAAAUGGCGCAUAGGCUUCCAGAUACUGCUGUGACGCUCGUUAGCUAUCCGUUGGCACCCAAGAGCUCGGCACCAACUGCUUUCCCGAUGCUCAUGCGAUUGUACCGUACGCUCAUGCUUCAAGCAGAGGACUCAGGCGAGAAAGUCAUCUUGGCUGGCGACUCCGCGGGCGGCAAUAUCGUCCUCAGCUUGGUUGUCAAUGCUCUGCAAGAAGAUCCAGAUAGCCCUUGUCCUGCUGCGAUCCUCGCGAUAUCUCCCUCUACCGAUCUUCGACGAGCAAACCCCGACAUGGAAACUAUCGAGAAGAAAGACCCGAUACUUCGAAUGGCGUUUGUCAACCAGACUGCAAACGCUUGGAGAGGAGACUUUGAACCCUGCGAUGUACGAGUCUCGCCCUUUUAUGGAGAUGUGACUCUAUUGGCGAAGAGGGGUGUCAAGGUGCAUGGCGUCACUGGACGUCAUGACAUUCUAUCACCCGACGGAGUGCUUUUCAGAGAAAAGCUGAAUAAGGCUCGGGUGCAUGGUGAAUGGCUCGAUUGGGACAAGCAGAUGCACGUCUUUCCUUUGGCUUUCUCGUACAAACUGGCAGAAAGUGUACAGGCUGUGAACUGGAUGAUGGAUGUGCUAAAGAAUGUCUAA
Messenger RNA from Pseudocercospora fijiensis CIRAD86, 996 nucleotides. RefSeq lists its product as uncharacterized. Gene Ontology annotation, molecular function: hydrolase activity. The coding region runs from base 1 to 996 and encodes 331 amino acids. NCBI's taxonomy places the organism in Eukaryota, Fungi, Ascomycota, Dothideomycetes, Mycosphaerellales, Mycosphaerellaceae. The transcript has a single exon. The record is from RefSeq and is a predicted model, not a curated record.